Chlorella variabilis is the source of this 2331-nucleotide messenger RNA. RefSeq lists its product as hypothetical. The coding region runs from base 1 to 2331 and encodes 776 amino acids. Gene Ontology annotation, molecular function: zinc ion binding; 5-methyltetrahydropteroyltriglutamate-homocysteine S-methyltransferase activity. The transcript has 21 exons. NCBI's taxonomy places the organism in Eukaryota, Viridiplantae, Chlorophyta, Trebouxiophyceae, Chlorellales, Chlorellaceae. The record is from RefSeq and is a predicted model, not a curated record.
AUGGCGACCAUCAGCACCUGCACCAUCGGCUUCCCGCGCAUUGGGUCCAACCGGGAGAUGAAGAAGGCGCUGGAAGCCUACUGGGCUGGCUCCAACGACGCCCAGGCCCUGCUGCAGGCCGCUGCGGGCGUGGAGGCCGACGCGUGGCGCUGCCAGGCGCGCGCCGGCAUCCAGCUCAUCGCCCUGGAUAGCACCCUGUAUGACCACGCCCUCCAGGAGCGCUCCGCCACGGGCGCCCCCGCCGCCGUCCCCGGCGCCGCAGCCCUGCCCGUUUACUUUGCGAUGGCGCGGGGCGCAGAGGGAGCUCCCGCCUGCGACAUGUCCAAGCACUUUGACUCCAACUACCACCACAUCGUGCCGGAGCUGGAUGAGCAGUCGGAGCCCCGCCCCGACUGGUCCCUGCUGCUGGACAGGGUGAAGCGCGGGCAGGAGGCGGUGGGCCGCGAGCGCGCCGUGCCCAUGGUUGUGGGCCCCAGCACCCUACUGGGCCUGGCCCGCGGCUCGUUUGACCGCUCCUCCCUGCUGGCCCGCCUGGCCCCGGCCUAUGCCCAGUUGCUGCGCCAGCUGGCAGAGCUGGGCGUGCCCGAGGUGCAGAUCCAUGAGCCCAUCCUGACCAUGAGCGGCUCCGAGGGGCUGGCCGCCGACUGCGCGGCCUGCUAUGCCGAGCUGGCCGCCGUGGGCCUGCCCAUCAACAUUGUCGUGGCCUACGAUGACGAGACGUACAAGUGGCUGGUGGAGCUGCCCGUGGCGGCCCUGUCCCUGGACUUCCUGGGGGUGCCAGGAGCCGAAUACGGCUCCAGCACCGCCCAGCACAUCGCCAAGCACGGCUUCCCAAAGAGCAAGCGCCUGGGCGCGGGCGUGAUUGACGGGCGAGGCAUCUGGGCGGACCAGGGGCAGGCGGCUCGCCUGGUGGCCUCGCUGCGGGCGCUGCUGGGAGAGGAGCAGCGCAUUGCGACCUCCACCUCCCUGCAGCACGUGCCGUACGACCUCGCCGCCGAGGAGGUGCCCCCCGCGGGCCUGGCCCGCCCGCUGGCCUUUGCGGUGCAGAAGCUGGGGGAGGUGGUGGGCACGGCCGCGGCCGUGCUGGGCGCCGCCCCGGGCGCCAUCCCCGCCCUGGACCUGGCCGCCUUCACCGGCGCCCCCGGGGGCGCGCCUCGGGAGCUGCCUGCCGACAUGUUCCGCCGCCCCGAGCCCUACGCCGAGCGCAGGCCCAAGCAGGUGCAGUACCCGCCCUUCCCCACCACCACCAUCGGCAGCUUCCCUCAGACUCCCGCCAUCCGCCGCUCCCGCCUGGCGUUCAAAAAGGGGCGCCUCAGCCAGGAGCAGUACCGCGAGAAGAUGGCGGGCGAGAUUGGCCUCUGCAUCGGCGUGCAGGAGGCGCUGGGCCUGGAUGUCCUGGUGCACGGCGAGCCCGAGCGCAGCGACAUGGUAGAGUACUUUGGCCUCAAGCUGGGCGGCUACCACUUCACCGAGCAGGGCUGGGUGCAGAGCUACGGCUCGCGCUACGUGCGGCCACCCAUCGUCACGGGCGACAUCUCGCGUUCCGGGCCCAUGACUGUGCAUGAGUACGAGCUGGCGCAGGGCCUGACCAGCAAGCCUGUGAAGGGCAUGCUGACGGGCCCCGUGACCAUCCUGCAGUGGAGCUUCCCGCGCCGCGACGCCACCCGGCGCCAGCAGGCGGAGCAGCUGGCGCUGGCGCUGCGCGACGAGGUGGCAGACCUGCAGGCGGCGGGGUGCCGCGUGGAUGAGCCUGCGCUGCGCGAGGGCCUGCCUCUCAAGGCGGGCCGCCGCGACGAGUACCUGCGCUGGGCGGUGGGCGCCUUCCGCCUGGCCACCGCCUGCGCCAUGCCCGAGGUGCAGGUGGUCACCCACCUCUGCUACUCCGACUUUGCCGACAUCAUGCCCGCCAUCGAGGCCAUGGACGCCGAUGUGCUGACCAUUGAGAACAGCCGCUCCGGCAACGAGAUGAUUGCCGCCCUGGCCGGCACCGGCUACCCUCGCGACGUGGGCCCCGGCGUGUACGAUGUGCACUCCCCUGUGGUGCCCACUGUGGGCUGGCUGGCCGACCGCAUCCGCUCCUUCCUGGAGGUGGGGCUGCUGGAGGGCGAUGCCUGCCGCAUCCACGUCAACCCCGACUGCGGCCUGAAGACGCGCCGGUGGGAGGAGGUGCUGCCCUCCCUGCGCAACAUGGUGGCGGCGGCCCACCUGGUCCGCGCUGAGCUGGCAGCCGCGGACAGGCUGCGCCCCAGGCGCCCCACCACGCCCUACAAGCCCCACUCGGGCGCCGCCCAGCGCAGCGCCUCAUGCGCCGCGCCCUGCUGCGCGCCCUGA